Penicillium lagena is the source of this 645-nucleotide messenger RNA. RefSeq lists its product as uncharacterized. The transcript has a single exon. Bases 1 to 645 code for a protein of 214 amino acids. Lineage: Eukaryota; Fungi; Ascomycota; Eurotiomycetes; Eurotiales; Aspergillaceae. The record is from RefSeq and is a predicted model, not a curated record.
AUGGUCGGGCCAAUGGAGUCCAGCGAUCUUAUAUCACCUGGUGUCAUCCGAUUCACUAGUAGCACUCCUCAAUCAACAUUUGUCAAAUACGUAAGCGAUACCAAAGACGCUACCAAAGAGGAUAUGGUUACCAUUGAAUACAUGGGAAGUUAUUCUCUCGAUCAGUCCGGCCGAUAUGUGAUCAGAGAUAGAAAAAGAAGGCCCGUGGCUAUGCUCAGCAAAGAAUAUAGCGAAGCGUAUGGUGGGAGCGCGAUGAAAGUCCUAACUAAGCACGAUUACGUGGUGGAUUACGAUGCCUUUGACGAAGCUCUUCGUUUAGCUCGGCAAGACGAUGCACCCAGAAAAGAGGCUAUACAGUGGACCGAAGAAAUCAAACAGAAACGCAAGGAGAGAGCUGCAGUCGAAACAGGAGCCGCAGUGGAAACAGGAGCUGCAGCCGAAACAGGAACUGCAGCCGAAACAGGAACUGCAGCCGAAACAGGAACUGCAGCCGAAACAGGUCCAAAGGAGGACUAUGUCCUUUGCCACAGUCAACCUGGCUGUGACUUUAUUGGGGCAACCAUGUGUCAGCAUUUCAACAGCAGAGUAUGCAAUGUCUGUAUAGAUGAUAAUUGCUAUGAUCAAUUGCUGCCAGAUGGAUGCUAA